Plasmodium relictum is the source of this 1626-nucleotide messenger RNA. RefSeq names its product pyruvate dehydrogenase E1 component subunit alpha, putative (gene pdhA). The record is from RefSeq and is a predicted model, not a curated record. Bases 1 to 1626 code for a protein of 541 amino acids. Lineage: Eukaryota; Apicomplexa; Aconoidasida; Haemosporida; Plasmodiidae. Gene Ontology annotation, molecular function: oxidoreductase activity, acting on the aldehyde or oxo group of donors, disulfide as acceptor. The transcript has a single exon.
AUGAUAGCAAAUCUAGUAUUUUAUCUAAUUUUGGGAUUUUCUCUUAGUAUAAAUUUACAUAUAGAAAAAAGAAAUAUAAAUUUAUUUUUAAAUAAUUCUUCAAAUAAUUAUUCUAUAAAAGAAGAAUUAAAAAGAAAGAUAUAUUCAACGAAUGUAAAAGAAAAUGUAAAGUUAAUAGAUUAUAAAAAAAAUUCUAUUUUGAGAGAUUCAGAAAAUAAAAAAAAAAUUGAAAUAGAGGAAAACAUUGAUCAAAUAAAAAGUAAGAUAGAAUUAGAGAAAAGUAAAAAUUCAUAUAUUAACAAUUUAAACAAUUAUUUCGAUUAUAAUGUAUAUUUAGAAGAUAAUAAAUUAGGAGAAUAUAUUUCUGAUGUUAAUUUAAGUAAAGAUGAAAUAUGUAUGUUAUAUGAAGAUAUGUAUUUAGGAAGGUUGUUUGAAAAUUUAGUAGCAAAGUUGUAUUAUAGCAAAAAAGUGAAUGGAUUUGUUCAUUUAUACAACGGUCAAGAAGCAGUAAGUUCUGGUAUAAUUAAAAAUUUGAGAAAUUCUGAUUUCGUAACUAGUACAUAUAGGGAUCAUGUGCAUGCUAUAAGUAAAAAUGUUCCUCCUAAUAAAAUUUUAAAUGAAUUAUACGGUAAUUAUAAUGGUAGUACGAAUAAAGGAAAAGGUGGGUCUAUGCACAUAUUUAGUAAGAAGGAAAACUUUAUAGGAGGUUUCGGAUUUAUUGGUGAACAAAUUCCAAUUGCUGUUGGUUUAGCUUAUAGUAUUUUAUACAAAAAAGAUUUUUCACCAUCUGAGAAUAUAUUAGAAAAUAUAAAUUAUACUACUAGAGAAGAGAAUUCUAAUUUACAAGGUUUAAAAGAAGACGAUGUAGAUGUAGUUGUUUGCUUUCUAGGAGAUGGUACAGCAAAUAUAGGUCAGUUUUUUGAAUCAUUAAAUUUGGCUUCUUCAUAUAAUUUACCAAUCAUUUUUGUAAUAGAAAAUAACAAUUGGGCUAUUGGAAUGGAGAGUUCAAGAAGUUCAGUAAACGAUCUUAUGAAUAAUUAUUCAAAGGGGAAAGCUUUUAAUAUAGAAAGUUAUAAAAUAGAUGGUAAUGAUGUUUUAAGUAUUUAUAAACUAGCAAAAAAAAAAAUAGAUCAAAUUAGAAAAAGAAAAUGUGGGCCUAUUUUAAUUGAAGCAAUUACAUAUAGAUUAAAAGGGCAUUCUCUGGCUGAUCCCGAUGAGCUUAGAAAAUCAGAAGAGAAAAGUUCUUGGAAAAAAAUGGAUCCUUUAGUAUUUUUAUCAAAUUAUAUGAAAAAAAAUAAUAUUGUUGAGGAUUCUUAUUUUGAUGAAGUUAAAAAAAGAAAUCAAAAAAUACUUAAAGAUGCUGAAAUUGAUGCAGAAGAAAAUAGAAAAAAAGAUGAAAAUAUAAAUAUAUGUAAUGUAUUAAAUGAAAAUGUUUAUGCUCCAUCUCAGUCUACACCUUUUCAGAGUGAAUAUGAAAAAUAUAAAAAAUAUGAUGAGCUAUCAAAUUCAGAAUUAAAAGAGUACUAUGAAGCUGUUCUUAAGGAAAAUCAAAGAAAAAAAGAAAAUAAAAAAGCAGAUAUUAAUGAAAAAUUUAACGAAAAGAAGUUACCUUUAAUAAUAGACUAA